AUGCCAGGGGACCACCAAGCAGCCCACGCCGCCCAUUCACCAACCCACACGCCCUUCCCGCCCGAGCGAGCGCGCUCUUCCAACCCGUCGACGCCUGCGCCCUUGCCUGGCCCUCCGUCCUACAACCAACCGGCCUCACCACCCGCCCAAGGCGCCCUCCCUCCCAUCGCGUCCGCGCUGUACCCGCGAGACCCGCCGCCCACGACCAAAUACUACGAUCCCACGUCAGACCACGCCUACCCGGCGGCCGCCAGGACCGACCCGCGAUACAACGGCCACUAUCCCGCCCAGUCUCGAGAGCCCUACAACUAUCCCGACUCGCGCGGCCCAUAUCGCUCGCCCGUAGCCGCGACCUUUCCUCCGCCGCUGGCCCACCCGCCACCUCAAGCCUCGCACCCCGGGCAUCAACUCGACCGCCCUCCUCACUCGCCCUCAUCGCCGAAGCUCUACCACGACCACAAUCGUAGCAUAAUGUCCGGCCCACCGGUCGCCACCCCCAGGCGACCCUCUGCAGAGACUCCUGCUCGUGCCGAUCCCAUGUCUUUAUCGAGCAUCAUGUCCGGCUCCGAUCCAGCACCCGCCCCGGCAACUCCAUCCUACUCAGCCUCAACACCUCAAGCACCUAGGUCAUAUCCCGGUAUCAAAGACGAGCACGCUGCUCCUUUGCCGCCCCCGACUGAUGUGAGGCUGCAUCCGCUCAAUCGCAGCCCUGAGCGUCCAUUCGUCAAUGGCAUGUCGGAGCCUCUACGCCCCAUUGCGGGGAGCAUUGAGGAGGUUGACCCGAAGGUGGUGGAUGCAGAGUAUGCGAAGAUAGAAAACAUGGAUAUCAGCGACGUCGAGCUGCCCGGCCAGGAGAUGUUCUUGGAGGAUUACAAGCAACGUCGCAAGAGAAAGCACCUCGAGAUCGAGAGCAAAGAGGCUGCUACGCGCAAGCGUCGACGAACAGCUCAAGUCAAGAGACUGCAAGACUCCUUCGCAACCCACGCCGCGAGUGCCAAGAUCCACUACUUUGCGCAACAUGAGGGAGAAGCCUGGCAAGAAGUCCAGGCUCGUGAGAUCGCGGACGAGAAGGAGCGCAAGAAGGACAUGCAGCGGAAGCGGAGGCGUGAAAAGACUCUCCAGAAUGAGUUCCAGAAGCGUGACGAGGCGCUGGCCAAGGCUGAGAAUGCCACGGACGAGGAAGAGGCAAGAAAGUGGUUCCACGAAGCGGAGAAGGCCGAGCUGAAGGCCAAGAACACCAACCGCUUGUUGCAGGGAGGCACGCCUAGUGCCGAUAUUCGCGAGGUAACUCCUCACGCACCUAACAUGGAGGGUGGCACGAUGACGACGUUCCAGAUGUCCGAGGACACUUCCAAGGAUGGCAGGAAGGCCAAGGGCAGAGCCGGUGCCCGGCCGAGGAAGAGCAAGGAGCAGAAGCAAGCAGAGAAGGAUGCCGCCGCUGCUGCUCAACUGGCCCUGGACCGUGGUGAUGAGCUCCCAGCAAUCGCUCCCAAGGAGGAAUUGCGGUUGGAGGCUUUGAAGAGGGAGCGCAGCUUCACAGAGGAAUCCAGCCCGCCUGCGAGCAUCCCUAUGAUCUUCGCUCCGUUCGAGUCCAAGGAAUACCACAAGCUGUAUGACGCAAUCUGGAAGGACCUUGCGCGUAAGGAUAUUACAAAGGUUGUUCGUAUCAAGGAUAACUCCUUGGCGACGAAGCAGUCCAACCUGCGGAAGACUGCUCAGCUUGCCUCCAAGGAGGCUCGCAGAUGGCAGCUCAGGACGAACAAGAGUAUGAAGGACGUUCAGGCCCGCGCAAAGAGGAGCAUGAGGGAAAUGUUGUCGUUCUGGAAGAGGAACGAAAGGGAUGAACGUGACCAGCGGAAGAUGGCUGAGAGACAGGAGCUUGAGAACGCCAAGAAGGCCGAAGCGGAACGCGAAGCCAACAGGCAGAAGAGGAAGUUGAACUUCUUGAUCUCACAGACUGAACUGUAUUCCCAUUUCAUUGGGAAGAAGGUCAAGACUGAUGAGGUCGAGCGGUCUACUGACGAUGUCGACGUCUCGAAGGAGACCGUCAAGCCCGGCGAUCCAAACGCUCACACUGUCAAGCUGCCCGAAAGCAACGCUGAUGUCGGCACCAAGGUCACCAACUUCGAUCAACUGGAUUUCGAUGCAGAAGACGAGAGCGCACUUCACGCGGCUGCUAUGGCGAACGCUCAAAAUGCCGUCAAGGAGGCGCAAGAUCGCGCAAGAGCAUUCAACCAAGGCACUGAGAGUGCACAGUCUCAGUUCGACGACAACGAAGAAAUGAACUUCCAGAACCCGACAAGUUUGCAGAGCAUGGACAUUCCCCAGCCCAAGAUGUUGUCUUGUCAGUUGAAGGAAUACCAGCUCAAGGGUCUCAACUGGCUGGUCAACCUGUACGAGCAAGGUAUCAACGGCAUCUUGGCAGACGAGAUGGGUCUCGGCAAGACAGUGCAGUCGAUCUCGGUCAUGGCGUAUCUUGCCGAAGUUCACAACAUCUGGGGCCCUUUCCUGGUCAUUGCACCUGCAUCCACUCUGCACAACUGGCAACAGGAGAUCACCAAAUUCGUUCCGGAUCUCAAAGUGUUGCCUUAUUGGGGUAACGCCAAGGACCGAAAGGUCCUCCGUAAGUUCUGGGAUCGAAAACAUAUCACUUACAGGAAAGAGUCGCCUUUCCAUGUCCUGGUCACUUCCUACCAGCUGGUCGUUCAGGAUGCGCAGUACUUCCAAAAGAUCCGUUGGCAGUACAUGAUUCUCGAUGAAGCUCAAGCCAUCAAGUCCUCGCAAAGUUCUAGGUGGAAGAGUUUGCUUGGUUUCCACUGUCGUAACCGUCUGCUGCUGACGGGUACCCCUAUCCAGAACAACAUGCAGGAGCUGUGGGCCUUGUUGCAUUUCAUCAUGCCCAGUUUGUUCGAUUCCCACGACGAGUUCAGUGACUGGUUCUCCAAGGAUAUCGAAAGUCACGCCCAGAGUAACACCAAGCUCAACGAGGAUCAACUGAAGCGUCUCCACAUGAUCCUGAAGCCUUUCAUGCUGCGUCGUAUCAAGAAGCACGUCCAAAAGGAACUUGGCGACAAGAUAGAGGAGGAUGUCUUCUGCGAUCUGACGUACCGACAGCGCGCCUACUACACGAACCUGCGCAACAAGAUCAGCAUCAUGGACCUUAUCGAAAGGGCGGCAGUGGGUGAUGAUCAGGAUACUGCCACCCUGAUGAAUUUGGUGAUGCAGUUCAGGAAGGUCUGCAACCACCCAGAUCUCUUCGAGCGUGCUGAGACGCACUCACCUUUUGCAUUCUCUACGUUUGCUGAAACAGCAUCAUUCAUGCGUGAGGGCUACAAUGUGGAAGUUGCGUACUCUAGCCGUAACCUCAUCGAAUAUCAGGUCCCACGGAUCAUCGGCUGCGGAAGUGGACGCCUGGAUGUUGCAGGCCCCGGCAAUGCCCAAGCAGGUUGGAGAGGAAAGUACUUGGGACGUCUGAUGAAUGUCUGGACGCCGGAGAACUCUCUCGAGAGCUGUCGUACCAACGGUGCCUUUUCGUUCCUUAGAUUUGUGGAUACCUCACCUGAAGAGGCGGCUUCUGCAGCGUGGCAAGACGUCUUCCAGCGGGCUAUCGACAUCACGAAGAAGCAGCGUCACCUUGGACGGUUCAAGGUUGCUUACGACGAUGAAGAUGGCCCGAGUUACACACCCGCGCAUGCCCUCUUCAACAUUGUCGAACGGAACGACCGUAUGCCUCUUGCAGAGAUCACCAACGAGGGUGUCAUGUCGAAGUUGUUGAACGUCUCGAAGGAUGCUUAUGACGACACGGGGCUUAGUAUCAUCGAACUUGCAUCCAAGCCCGGAGCGUCCGCGCCGCCUAUCAAUCUCUACUACUCUGGUCAGGAUCUCAUGCUUGAGCAGCAAAAGACCAUGUUCAACCCUAGCAUCAGGACAGCCUUGUCUGGCAUCAGUGGAAGGGCUGAGGAGGCACUUCUGGAGUCGAAGACCGACCCUACCAACUUCCCCGUCACGGGCUUGCUCCCUCCCCCGGCCAACACCAGAUCGAAAUACACGCAUAUCACGGUCCCGUCGAUGAGGCGUUUCGUCACGGACUCCGGCAAGCUUGCGAUGCUCGACAAGCUCCUUAGGAAGCUGAAGGAAGAAGGCCACCGUGUACUGCUGUACUUCCAGAUGACUCGCAUGAUCGACUUGAUGGAGGAGUACCUGACCUACCGCAACUACAAGUACUGUCGCCUGGACGGUUCGACAAAGCUGGAAGAUCGUCGUGAUACGGUCGCCGACUUCCAGACCCGGCCUGAGAUUUUCGUCUUCCUCCUCUCCACCCGUGCCGGUGGUCUCGGAAUCAACUUGACGUCGGCUGACACGGUCAUCUUCUACGACUCGGACUGGAACCCGACGAUCGACUCGCAAGCCAUGGACCGCGCUCACCGUCUCGGCCAGACGAAGCAGGUGACGGUGUACCGUCUGAUCACGCGCGGCACCAUCGAGGAACGCAUCCGCAAGCGCGCGCUCCAGAAGGAAGAGGUGCAGCGCGUCGUCAUCUCGGGCGGCGCCGGCGCCCAGGUCGACUUCAACACGCGCUCGCGCGAGAACCGCACCAAGGACAUCGCCAUGUGGCUCGCCGACGACGAUCAGGCCGAGAUGAUCGAGCGCAAGGAGGCGGAGCUGGCGGCUGCCGAGGCCAACGCGCCGGCGGGCAGGAAGAGGAAGGCGCCGGUGAAGAAGAAGGCGGAGGUGAACUUGGAUGACAUGUACCAUGAAGGCGAGGGCAACUUUGACGAUGGAAGCGCGAAGCCCUCUGGUGCUGCCACGCCGGUCAGCGAGGUGCCUGUUAAGAGGAAGGGUAAGGGUGUGAGCAAGAAGGCGAAGACUCUGAAGCAGCGCCUAGCGAUUGCGGAUGGAAGCGGUGAUGUGAAUCCCUGA
This is a messenger RNA of Lasiodiplodia theobromae, 4920 nucleotides long. Its product is annotated as Snf2 family helicase. The transcript is spliced from 5 exons. Gene Ontology annotation, biological process: DNA-templated transcription; chromatin remodeling; DNA repair. Lineage: Eukaryota; Fungi; Ascomycota; Dothideomycetes; Botryosphaeriales; Botryosphaeriaceae. The coding region runs from base 1 to 4920 and encodes 1639 amino acids. Gene Ontology annotation, cellular component: nucleus; Ino80 complex. Gene Ontology annotation, molecular function: histone binding; ATP binding; ATP hydrolysis activity. The record is from RefSeq and is a predicted model, not a curated record.